Contarinia nasturtii (swede midge) is the source of this 656-nucleotide messenger RNA. It is a transcript of the gene EMC6, whose product is annotated as ER membrane protein complex subunit 6. The transcript has 2 exons. The record is from RefSeq and is a predicted model, not a curated record. Lineage: Eukaryota; Metazoa; Arthropoda; Insecta; Diptera; Cecidomyiidae. Gene Ontology annotation, cellular component: membrane; endoplasmic reticulum; EMC complex. Gene Ontology annotation, biological process: autophagosome assembly; protein folding in endoplasmic reticulum. Bases 142 to 486 code for a protein of 114 amino acids.
UCGUGACUUUGACAGAUAUAUCGCACUGUGCACAAAUCAUACGAAUUUGUUGUGGUUCUCUUUUUUUUAACAUUCCUAGUCACAGAACAAUUAAAGAUAAAUCGAAUUAUUUUUGAAAUUAACCGAAAGUAUUAGAGAAAUAUGUCGAAUCGAGUGCGUACACGUGAAUCAAAAUCUGGUGAAACUGUUGCAUACAGUGAAUCAGCAAUCAGACACAAUGCAUCGGCCGUAGAAUAUUGUCGAACAUCAAUGGCUGCAUUAAGUGGUAGUACAGCUGGAAUUAUGGGCCUUACCGGAAUCAUUGGCUUCUUAUUUUAUCUGGUGUCAGUAUUGGGUUUGUGGUGUUUACUGUUGCUGAAAACGGGCUCCAAUUGGAAGAAAUUUUUCAUAAAUCGACAGUCGCUGUUAACCAAUGGAUUUCUAGGCGGUCUCUGCACAUACGUAUUAUUCUGGACAUUUUUGUAUGGAAUGGUUCAUGUUUACUGAAUAGCAACGAAGAUCCAAAGAAAAAUUAGCAUGUUAAGUGGAAAUUACCAAUACACCAAUGCAUUACUAAAAAAGAAAUAUCUUCAUUUGUUUAAAAUUUCAAGAAAACAAUCGUUAUCAAUACCCACGAAUUUUGUCCAAUAAACAACAAUAUUUAUAGUAAACAUUUA